Thamnophis sirtalis is the source of this 735-nucleotide messenger RNA. Lineage: Eukaryota; Metazoa; Chordata; Lepidosauria; Squamata; Natricidae. The record is from RefSeq and is a predicted model, not a curated record.
UUGUACCUGGAUGUGUCUGAUGAGAGUGGGGCCUUCACCCUGAGGCCCAGGCCCACCACCCAGUGCAUUUACCUCUCUUCUCAGAACGAGGAGAGUGAGCCCAGCGAUGGAGUCCGAAAACCACACACAGCUUCCUUGGUGCUGCACAACGGGGAGACAGCUGAGUUGGAUGUGAUUUUCCAGCCCAGCUUGGUCCAGCGGGUUGAAGGGCUGAUCCACUUCUCUAUGGUAGACAACCAGUAUGAGGAAACCAGCAUCCAGAUGGUUGGCGAAGGCUAUCAGGAUAACGUCACGCUAGACAAUAUUCAUAGCCCAGUGGCCGAGACCGAUGCAGGGGACAUUGAGGGGCAACUGGAUGAGAACACAGGAGAGGCAGUGAGAAUGGACCACAUCCAGUUUGGAGACUGCCACAUUGGGAAGCUGUAUCAGGCCGCGUUCACAAUCACAAAUCACAGCAAGUCAGACGUGAUGAGAUUUGAAUGGCCUACUGGGGGCCCCUGCCAGUUCUCCCCACAGAUUGGCCAUCUCCAUGCAAGGUGCACUAAAAACAUCACUCUGGCUUUGAAAGCCAGCCUGCCCAUCUCCCUCAGAGAGCAGCUCCUUAGGUGCAAGAUCUCCAGAAUUACCUUCCAGUGCUCUGCUGACCAGGUCCCAGACUGGGAUGAUCGCUUGCAUACUGUCAAAUGGGUGGAUGUGUCAAAAGGCAUCACAAGUAUACGUCCAGCAAAAAAGAAG